This is a messenger RNA of Ziziphus jujuba (common jujube), 1487 nucleotides long. RefSeq lists its product as uncharacterized. Gene Ontology annotation, molecular function: tRNA-guanosine(34) queuine transglycosylase activity. The transcript is spliced from 10 exons. The record is from RefSeq and is a predicted model, not a curated record. The coding region runs from base 166 to 1359 and encodes 397 amino acids. NCBI's taxonomy places the organism in Eukaryota, Viridiplantae, Streptophyta, Magnoliopsida, Rosales, Rhamnaceae.
AAAAUUCUUAACUUAUUGCUUCUCCCUUACUUGACCAUUUUCUUCCCUCCUUUUCGGACCUCUGUUCACAUUCUCAAAAUUUAUAGACAUUUGUAUGCUCAAAACCCUAAGGUAACUCAGACAGAACCUUAGAGUGCAAGCAAAAACCAAGAGAAGAAGAAACCCAUGAAGUUUGCAGUGAAGGCAUGGAGCAAUGGAAGAGCAAGGACUGGGUUACUCCACCUCGGCAACUAUCCCAACCCCAUUGAAACCCCUGCUCUCCUCCUCCCUACGCGUAAAGGAUUGCCCUAUUUCAUCUCCCCUGACCUCCUUCCGUCUCUUCCUUCCCCUGAUUCCCAUCUCCUGCAAGUUUGUCCUCUUCACUUUCUGGAGGGGCUUUCUCCGAAAACAAUAUCAAAAGUAGGAGGAUUGCACCAAAUGGUUGGCUUGCCUGAAUAUGGAUUUGCUGCAGUUGCAAGGGAUUCUGUUCAAUGUCUUCCAGAAUGUAAUAGUACAAAUAAAGUUGGAGCAUCUUUUGAGACCCCUUGUGGUCGCCUUUUGAUUAAACCUGCAGACUACGUAGAAAUGAUCAGUUCCAUGAAACCUAACAUAUGGGCCACUUUGGCUGAUGAAGUUCCUGCAUGGGUAUCAGAUAAGAGGAACAAAACGUCAGUGGAUAGGACUGUGAGAUGGCUUGAUGAAUGCAUUGCAUUAAGCUCGGCAGGUGGAGCGGUUUUUGGUUCAAUUGUUGGGGGCCCAAGUGUUGAAGAACGUGAAAGAUGCACACAAGAGGUAGCCAGGAGAAAUGUUUCAGGUUAUUGGAUUGGUGGUUUUGGACUUGGAGAGAGCAUGGAUGAACGCCCUGCUCUUCUUAAUGCUGUAACCGCUAUUUUACAAGAGGAGAAGCCACGCUUGGUCUGUGGGCUCGGACUUCCUGAGGAGGUCUUGCAGGGUGUUGCUGCCGGCAUUGAUCUUUUUGACUCUGAGUAUAUAUAUCAUCUUACCCUCGAAGGUUUUGCACUUACAUUUCCACUUGGUGGAGUUGGGGUUAAUGUUUUUAGUUUUGACCCCAACAACUUAGGAAGUGACAGGUCAAAGAUUAAUUUGAGGGCAACAAUUUACAGGAAAGAUACAUCACCGGUAGUGGAAAAUUGUAGCUGCUAUACUUGCCAGAAUCAUACAAAAGCAUACAUUAAUCACCUGCUUAAUGUUCAUGAAAUGCUGGCUCAGAUUCUGCUUGAAAUACACAAUACUCACCACUAUUUGAAGUUCUUCAGCUCAAUAAGAGAAGCAAUUAAAGCUGGUGAAUUUGAGCAAUUUCGAAAGAGAUUCAUCGAGAGUAGGCGUGAUCAUCUUGCUGUAGCUGCAGUUUGCGUGUGAGUUUAUUACUCAUUUUCUCAAAAAAUGUAAUUUUAAAAAGAUGAUUAGGCAGGGAGUUGGAAUUGCACUGAAAUUAUUUAUGAUUUUCAGAGAACCAUUUUAAUUGAUGUUCUAAAUAUUUCUUCUUA